Bursaphelenchus okinawaensis is the source of this 2066-nucleotide messenger RNA. Lineage: Eukaryota; Metazoa; Nematoda; Chromadorea; Rhabditida; Aphelenchoididae. The record is from the annotation of a GenBank genome assembly.
AUGGGCCGGGCAUUGACGUGUGUUACAUCUGGGAUCACCAGACCGCUUAUCGUUCUUGUUUUCAGGAUGUCAGAGGUAUCGCCCGACUCUCUGACAGCACUCAGACGCUCCAAACGCAAAAAGUUCCAUCUUGAUGUAGCAGCCGUCUUCUCCGGGUCUUCCAAUCCUGACAAACGACGUAACAACCUGGAUGCCAAGUAUGCCGGUAAGGAGGCCAAUCACGCCGUCUCCGGGAGGAACCCGUUCAGGUUAAGGGACUCUCUCUCCAACUCCAGGGACAUGCCCGAUCUCGAUAUCGAGCAGGAUGCCGAAAGUAAGUCCAAAAAUAUUAUUUUAACUAAAAUCGUGUAGAAAUCGAAAACUUGGGAUGUGCUGAGUUAGAACAUACACACACUCAAUCGUCCAGUUCAACAUCCUCCAGAAGGAGUACACCAACUACAAGAUCAUGUAAUGGAGCUACGGAACCGAAUGGACUAGUCAAGGAGCACGAAACAAUUGUUGAAAACGAAGUUAUCAGCUUGAACAAAGUUAAGGAGUUGACUCCCGACAUUAAAGAAGAAGAAGUCGUGGAAUCGAAGCAGAAGAAUGGUACCACCUUGUACUUUUGCGCUAAGUGUGGUACAGGUCUUAAGUCUAAGUCUGGACUUAUUGUGCAUUCCAAAUAGUAAGUAGAUCACAUAUUUAAUCAAUAAAUUUAGUUGUGAAAAAGGAAUCAGCAAACGAAGCCGAAAACGAAGAAUGGCGUUUGAUAAACAACACAAUGUAACUACUUCAACACUAUUAAAACCCGUAAGCCUCGUAUAAAUUAUUUUAUGUUCUUAGUUUUGUUAAAAUAACAUUUGUUUAAUCAUUACCCAGACUGUUUAAAGAGUUAAACGUUUUUAAGACCGUUACCGUAAAAUCAAUCAAUCCCACCUUCUCUGAAGAUGCCAGCAUGCCCAUUCUUCUGCCAGAAGGCCCCAUAUCUGGAGCCAAUGCUCCAACACCCUCGAAGAAACCCAAGAAAGGGAACAAGAGUUCCCUCACAGAAACCGUCAAACAAGAACGGAUAGACUUCUCGUCUUUAAAGUUGCUCAACCUGCCUCCUUUGCCAGCCAUUUUAAUUAAACCUACAGGUAGGUAGCUCUUCAUAUUUGGUGUAACUGAGUUUAGGUAUUCAACAGAAAGAGUUCUAUUGUUGUGAAUGUCCAUACAAGUCCAUUGACGACACAUUGUACAGAAUCCAUCGCUCUAUGCACAUUGGGGAUCGGCCUCAGAAGUGUUCAGGCUGCAGUUUCAGCUGCUUCUCUCCAGAAAGUUUGUACGCUCAUCUGGAUCUUCAUGUUUCUAACUCCUCCUUAAAUCCAUCCAGGAAGUCACGGGUAAUAAAGAAGAAAGAGCUGGAAACAAUACCAUCAGACAGAGAAGAUGUUAUAAAAUGUUCCCAAUGUAGUUUUAAGACGUUGUGCAUGGAACGCUUUCAUCAACAUCGACUGGACCAUGUUCAGGUGAGAACAUCAUGCUAAUUGUUUUAAAUUCAUGUCUUACAUUUUUAUGGUUCUUUCCGUAGUAUACAUUACUCAAAUUUAGACCCAACAGCAACGGUUAGUCAGUAUUAUGAAGAGAACCCAUACCAAUAUCAACGAAGAACCCACAUCUAGUCUUGUCGGACCCAAUCCUAAGAUUCUCCAUUGCAAACUAUGCGAAUUCUGGACAGAAGGACCGGACAACCUUGAACAUCACGUGGAAUACCACAACUCAGGGCAGUUAUACACAUGCAGACUAUGUGACUAUGCCAGCGAUGAGAGAACUGUGAAAAAUUUCCAUGAAAAACAUCACCAUACAUCACGUUCCUUGUCCGAUCACAUCAAAAACUUGGCAAUUGCAAUCAAAAUAAAAAAGGAGAGAGUAAGUUUCAUUAUUCGUUAUCCAAGAUCAUCAUAACUUAAUAAUACGAAUAAAAUUCAACAAUAACUUUACAAUUACAGCCCAACGAAACAACGGCAAUCAAACGAGCUGCCACCAAGAGGAACAGAUACGUGGGCAAAAGCCUAGCGGUACAGUCACUUCUCAAAGCUCUGGAAUAA